GGGAUCCACGACACUCGGACCGCCGUAGUCGUACAUACACGUGUACUCGCGGAGCUCCGAAUUCCGCAUCCGUAUCCAAGAUAUAUUUAUAGAUAAAUGAUAGAUAGGAGGACAUGUGUAUAUGUGUCAGAUUUAGAUGCGGCUCGAUUAAAGAUAAUACAUAGACACGGAGAUAUGCACCGAUUAAGAUUCUUUAGAGUCAUAGAUACGGGUUCAUACGCGGUAUUUCGCUAUUUGUAUAGCAAGCUCGUGUAGCUGAUGAUUUCGUGAUCUCGUGUACUUAGGAUAUAUUUUUAGGUAUGACAGACAAGGUAUGACGGAAAACAACGUUAAGUACAUAGUGAUACCCCUUCACCAUCGGCCUGACUUGAUGAAAGACUGCUGUAAGUUGCUUAAUUCUGAAUGGCCUCGAAGCGAAACUGCACGAAUGAAAUCUCUAAAUGUGUCUUGCGACAAUUUUCCCACGUGUCUCGUUCUAAUUAACGGCGAGAACAAGGUUCUCGGGCACUGCAAAAUAUCUCUGGUGGCCAGAUCGAAAGUUAGCUGUUUCAUCGAAUCUGUUGUAAUCGACUAUCGGUGUAGAUCUCGAGGAUUAGGAUCUAGACUGUUGCGCGGCGUGGAGGAGUACGUCGCGAAAAGAGGGGUGAAAAACAUCUACCUGAAGACGGACGGCCAGGAGGUGUUUUACUACAAGAACGGAUACAAGGUGUGCGAUCCGUUUAAGGCGUACGGCAUUAACGACAUCAUAACCGCGAGUCCGCCCCUCGGCAGGACCAGAUUCAAGGAGCGGAACACGGGCGAUCAGUCCGCCGGACAACCGCUGCCGCCACCGCCACCGCCGCCCCCGAUGCCGGCGUUUCAACUGUCAAGGUUUUUCGACGUGCGAAUGCAGUCUCAAAAAACGCACAUGGUAAAGAAACUGUGAUACUAGCGUUACAUCGAAAUCUCAGAGCGCGCUCCGCUCGUGCCGAGACGAACGAGGGCUUUCACGUCGAUUGAAAUUAGAUUUAAUUAGCUCAAAGAAAGUAAAAAAAAAAACGAAUUUCAAGUAGAACAAAACGAGAGCGGGAUAGACAAUUUAGUACAUCGCAAAACUUAACAAAGAGAACUUGAGAAAAAUUUUUAAACCUUUAGGAAAUCAUGUUCAUUAGUACAUAUCGAUAUUAGGUAAAUAAUGUUUCGGAAUAUCAUUCGCGAAUGAACGAUGCAUUUGACUUUCCAGCUCGGUCAAGCGACGCUAACGAAGCACUGGAGAGAUAUCAAACUUCAAAUUCUGUUCUAAUUAUAAGUUGCAAAGUAGAGUGCGGCAGGCUUAUAUUUUUCUAGCUUUAUAAUGUAGCUAUAUUUGUAAUUCUAAUUUAUGGCGGUUCGACGGACAGAUUUAUAUCCCCCAGCUUUUUAGCGCGAUUUCUCCGACUCUACGCCUCUAUUUAUUUCAAAUAUUCUUUCCCUGUCUGUUGUAUUUCAGCGACAGAACACGACAACGCUUUAUACGCUUGCUUUCUUCCAUCCAACUCGUGCAAUUUCGCGUCAAUUGCAUAAAUGCCAAACUUGUCGAACGUGAUAACGAUAUUUAGAUAAAAUAUAUACAUAUUUAUUUUUCCACUUAGAAAAA
Messenger RNA from Wasmannia auropunctata (little fire ant), 1615 nucleotides. RefSeq names its product N-acetyltransferase 6 (gene Naa80). Bases 314 to 925 code for a protein of 203 amino acids. Gene Ontology annotation, cellular component: cytoplasm. Lineage: Eukaryota; Metazoa; Arthropoda; Insecta; Hymenoptera; Formicidae. Gene Ontology annotation, biological process: protein acetylation. The record is from RefSeq and is a predicted model, not a curated record. Gene Ontology annotation, molecular function: acetyl-CoA binding; N-acetyltransferase activity. The transcript is spliced from 4 exons.